Pochonia chlamydosporia 170 is the source of this 1590-nucleotide messenger RNA. RefSeq names its product 30S ribosomal subunit S4. Gene Ontology annotation, molecular function: rRNA binding; structural constituent of ribosome. The coding region runs from base 1 to 1590 and encodes 529 amino acids. The record is from RefSeq and is a predicted model, not a curated record. Gene Ontology annotation, biological process: positive regulation of translational fidelity. The transcript is spliced from 3 exons. Gene Ontology annotation, cellular component: mitochondrial small ribosomal subunit. NCBI's taxonomy places the organism in Eukaryota, Fungi, Ascomycota, Sordariomycetes, Hypocreales, Clavicipitaceae.
AUGCGUAAGCCCUACAGGUUUUAUAGUCUCAGUCGGCCGAAAUUGCGCCAGUCAUGGAACAAAUUCAAUCUGUAUAACUUGUACCGAAACGUCGGUCGCGAGCCCCAAAUUCGAGGCACACCAACCUUCUUCCAACAGAAGUGGGCAGCCAAGGCGAAAACCAGAGCCUACCACGGCGAACACAUACCCGAGAAGAAAUGGGUGCGCCUUUUCUCUCGCCGACUCCUUUCAGCCGUCGAUCUUCCACCACAAUAUCUAGCCGCUCACGAUGGCUCUGAACAAGCCGGCGGUCGCGGAUCCGGCCUCACCACUUCCAAAGUCACUGCCGAGUCUUACUCCAAAGUCCCAAAGCUGAGCGGACAAGAGAAGUUGAGGCGGAGACCCGCUCCAUUUGGCGAUGUCAAUAAAAUGCUGUCCGAUCAGUUCACAAAGAUGACGCCGUACAUGCAAAUGACAUUUGCGCCGUUGGAGCGACGGUUGGAUACUGCUGUUUUCAGGGCGCUGUUCGCAAGCAGUGUGCGCCAGGCUCGCCAAUUCGUCAUUCACGGAGCGGUCAAGGUCAAUGGCAAGAAGAUGGUCCACCCAUCGUACCAGUUAAACCCCGGCGACAUGUUUCAAGUAGACAUCGAAAAGGUCAUGUACGGCACGGGACAGCAAAAGGUUACCCAAAAAGACAAGAGACUAGGAGAGAACCUUGAAUCAAGAAAGAAGAAGUCAGAUGCAUUCUAUCAGACGGCGAUUAACAAAGCCGCCGCAAAUGCUUCAACAGAUGCUACGUCAGCUGGGACUGCAGGUGAAGGAGACAAGCCCGAGGCCGAAACCGCUUCAGCAGAGGAGACAAGUGAAGAGCAGCAGUCAGAGGGUGCAGAGGCAUCUGGCCCAGGACUCGAGUCUCUCACACCCGAGGAGACCUGGAAGCUCAACAACCGGGCUCUCAAGUUCCUCCUCAAAGACGUCAAGAAGAUCCUAAAGAACAGCACCAAAGACCUUUCAGCCAAGGAAAAGAAGCAACUACGUCUAUUCCGAGCCGAUGCCAAGCGAUUCCUCUCGCACCCCGAAGACAGCGCCCUCGACAUACAGGAACUCAUCGAAGAGCUGCAGCUGCAAAUGAAGAGCCACGAGCUCAUGCGCGAAAGCUUCGAAAAGCUCACCAUCGCCCCUGUACCAACCGAUGCAGCGGCUGAGACGGCGCCCGCUGCCGAAGCAGAAGGCCAAAAAUCAGCACACAACCGCCAGCGCCAGAUUGACAAGGGUCUCGACGGUCUGACAGAAGAGCAAAAGGAAAAGGCUGUCCGCAUCAUGGGCGAGUCCCAGCUCACCCGCGAAGAGAUGAACAAGCUCGCCAGGCUCCUACGGUACGACGAAGAGAAUCCCGUUGACGACACCAAACCAUAUGCUACGCCCUGGCAACCACGACCCUUCAUGUCAGCGUUCGCCUUCAUCCCCCGCUAUCUCGAAGUCAAUCCCAACAUUUGCGCCGCCGUCUACCUCCGCCACCCUGUGGCUAGAAAGGGCAUGGCUGAGGUUCCUACCCCGUUCAGCUAUCUCACGAGCCAGUUGACACACAACUGGUACCUCGAGCGUGGUUAA